AUUUGGUGUCCCCAUACAUGAAGUACCUACCUUCUCUUCCAGUAUUCCUGCACGUGCUGUUCUUCUAGUCGUGUUUUCUGUGUCCAAAUAUCAUUCUCAAAUCUCCUCCAGAACACGUCUAGACCAUCCUUUAGUCUUCAUUAACCCUCUUCAUUGUGGUUCUCCUCGUAUAAUUCAAUAACCGGUACUUUAAAGAUGGCUGCAGUCGACGAUUCCUCCACGAACAAAAACGGAAGCAGUAGCGAAGAAGGCAGUUUGACUGAAGUUGAAAAGAAGAUUGUCAAACAAAUGGAGUUUUAUUUUGGAAACAAAAACUAUCCUCGGGAUAAGUUUCUUCGACUAAAGGCUGAAGACGACGAUGGCUGGAUAACAUUUGAGUGUUUGCAAACAUUUAGUCGGUUGAAGGCUUUGUCAGUCAAUGAAGAAACCCUUGCUAACUCUGUGAAAAAAUCAAAAAGCCAGUUAUUAGAGGUUAGUGAUGAUGAUAAAAAAGUCAGAAGGCUGAAGUCAGUUCCUUUACCAGGAAACACAGUCGAAGAAAAACGAGAUGCCAAAGCCAAGACUAUUUAUUGUAAAGGGUUUCCCAAAGAGACAACCCUGGAUGAGUUGGAAGAGUUCUUCGGUCAAUUUGGAAAGGUUGUGUACAUCAUGAUGAGAAAGUUGUUUCAGUCCAAGGAAUUUAAGGGUUCAGUCUUUGUUGAAUUUUCUACUGUUGAAGAAGCAAAGAAGGUCUUGGGAACAGAAGACUUAAAGUACAAGGAUCAAGAGCUCAUUAAGAUGCUUAAAGAUGACUAUUACAAAAAGAAAAAUGAUGAAAGAGCUCAACAGAAAGACCAAGAGAAGAAGAAAAAGGAGGAAAGAGCAGAAAAGGAGAAAGAAGGUGAAAAGGAAGACGAGGAGGAAGUUCAAUACGUCAAUGGCUGUGUUCUUCACUUCAAAGGUGUUGGUGAACAGACUUCAAGAGAGGAUCUCAAGGAACUGUUUGGUGCUCAUGAAGAGAUUGACUGGGUUGAUUAUGCACGUGGAGAAACAGAGGGAUAUGUACGGUUUACUUCAGAAGGAGCAGCCCAACGGGCUAUCGAUGCUAUCAAGGGAGACAACGAUGGCAAGAUCGUUAUCCGAGAUACUGAGACUGAAGUUCGUGUUCUUGAAGGUGAUGAAGAAAAAGAGUAUUUCGUCAAAGUAAAAGAGGAGAAAAUUCAACGAAGACAAAAAAAGCAAGACAGGAGAGGCGGAUCGGGUAAGCGUGGUCGAGGAGGCGGACGAGGGCGAGGAAGAGGAAGAGGGCGAGGAAGAGGAAACUACAGCUGGAGAGAAAAUAAGAAUGACCAAGACGCGUCUGAUGAUAAAACCGAGAAAAAGCCUGAGGCUUCUAAUAAACACAUCCAUUUUGACGAUGAAGCUGAACCACCCGCAAAACAAGCAAAGACAGAAUAAGAUUAUCUUAGCAUUGACACACCCAACGCUGAAGUAACAAACACACGCAUCAAGCACACACUAACCCUCCCACCCACGGAGAGUGGGACACGCCGAACUAUAUUUGACUUUAGUAGGGAUGAGCAUGUUUCAACUUUUUUUAUUUAGUUUUAGUUUUUUAUUCCAGUGCAAGAUGGCACGAGUAAAGUCAUCAUAAAGACUUGUUUCAUUUUACUCCGUCUGUAGUAGGGCUCCUUGUUGUUACUAAAGAAAAAGAGGAGCCCGAGGAUGAAGGCGAAAAUCUAGUAAUAGACUUUACCAGAAUGGCGAGUUAGUGUUAUUUGGUCGAUAUUUAGAAUAUUAAUUCCAGGCCAACAAAAAUAUCAUGACUCGAAAGAGCUAAUCAAAUAUAAUAAAAGUGGAGAACCUGUUGGUCUUGAGGGAUUAUUUGAAAUGUGACGCUAGACGUGCGAACUGCCCAGUUGCUCCCGGAGUAAAUACCAAACAGUGAACAUAGGCAGCAGGCAAUGGCUCCAUUCUAGUGGAAUUGAUGUGUUCAUAAAAGUGCUGUAUUUUAUGGAGUCCAAUCUCGAAUUCGAGUCAUUGUUUAGUGUUUACUCGAACGAAUAGACCUUUCCCGAAUUCGCUUGACUGACCACGAAAGAAUGGUUUCAAGUCGAGGUUGAACUUGAUGAACAAAAGAAUAAAAGUCUCGACUUCAAACCAUUGUUUCGUGGUCAUCCAAGCGAAUUCGUUAUAGGUCUAUUCGGCAAAGUUUUAUUGUACGUGGCAGUACAAUGUAUUCAUAACAUUUGUCUUUCUAACUAUUGUGAUAGUGUGUUAUUCAUAAUAAACGCUGAUGAUUGAA
Actinia tenebrosa (Australian red waratah sea anemone) is the source of this 2284-nucleotide messenger RNA. Its product is annotated as lupus La protein. Gene Ontology annotation, biological process: tRNA processing; positive regulation of translation. The record is from RefSeq and is a predicted model, not a curated record. Gene Ontology annotation, cellular component: ribonucleoprotein complex; nucleus; cytosol. NCBI's taxonomy places the organism in Eukaryota, Metazoa, Cnidaria, Anthozoa, Actiniaria, Actiniidae. Gene Ontology annotation, molecular function: mRNA binding.